Messenger RNA from Mastomys coucha (southern multimammate mouse), 12332 nucleotides. It is a transcript of the gene Pcnx1, whose product is annotated as pecanex 1. The transcript is spliced from 36 exons. Gene Ontology annotation, cellular component: membrane. The coding region runs from base 409 to 7443 and encodes 2344 amino acids. The record is from RefSeq and is a predicted model, not a curated record. NCBI's taxonomy places the organism in Eukaryota, Metazoa, Chordata, Mammalia, Rodentia, Muridae.
GGAGCCGGAGGGGGCGCGGCUUCCUCCGCGUCCUCCGGGGCGCCCGCUCGCCUGCUCUGCCAGGCCGAGGCUGGCGGCCGGCGGGGGUCGCGGCGGCGGAGGCGGCAGCGGCGGCAGUGCUGGCGGGCCGGGCUCGGGUUCGGAGCUCGGAGACAAGAUGGCGGCGGCGCUCGGGAGCCCGGCCUCCUCCUCCUCCUCGCCGCUCUCCGCCCCGCCGCUCGCCGCCUCCUCCUCCGCCGUCUCCUCCUCCUCCUCCUCGUGCAGCAGCACCAGCGAGCGCCGCGGCGCCGGGCCGCUCUCCCGGAGCUCGGGAGGGGGCUAGACCGGUCCGCGGGCGCGCCGGCGACGAGGCCGAAGCUGGGGCCGGGGCGGGGACGGCGGCGGCGGCGGCGGCGACGCCGGGUGGGGAUGGGGUCGCAGACGCUGCAGAUCCUCCGGCAGGGGGUGUGGGCCGCGCUUAGCGGCGGCUGGUACUACGACCCGCACCAGGCCACCUUCGUGAACGCGCUCCACCUCUACCUGUGGCUCUUUCUGCUCGGCCUGCCCUUCACGCUUUACAUGGCCCUUCCUUCUUCGAUGAUUAUAGUAGCAGUUUAUUGUCCCGUGGUAGCUGCUGUUUUCAUUGUUCUGAAGAUGGUCAACUAUCGACUACACAGAGCACUUGAUGCUGGAGAAAUUGUAGAUAGGAGUGCAAAUGAGUUCACAGAUCAGCGAGCCAAAACUGAGCAAGGCAACUGUUCAACAAGGAGGAAGGACAGCAAUGGUCCAAGUGAUCCUGGUGGAGGGAUUGAGAUGUCAGAAUUCAUUCGAGAGGCCACACCUCCAGUUGGCUGCAGUUCAAGAAAUUCUUAUGCUGGUCUAGACCCAAGCAAUCAGAUUGGAUCUGGAUCAUCACGACUUGGAACAGCAGCAACUAUUAAAGGAGACACGGACACUGCUAAGACCUCUGAUGACAUAAGUUUAAGUCUGGGCCAGAGCUCUAGUCUUUGUAAAGAAGGAAGUGAAGAACAAGAUUUGGCGACUGAUCGCAAGCUUUUCCGCCUGGUCUCCAAUGACUCCUUCAUUUCUAUUCAGCCAUCCUUGUCCUCUUGUGGACAGGACUUACCAAGGGACUUCAGUGACAAAGUGAGCCUGCCAAGCCAUAGCCAGCACCACCGUGUUGAUCAGUCACUGUGUAGUGCCUGUGACACAGAAGUGGCUUCUCUUGUACCUUUACAUUCACACUCUUAUAGGAAGGAGCACCGGCCACGAGGAGUGCCCCGGACUUCCAGCUCUGCCGUGGCUUUUCCUGAUGCCUCACUGAGUGGCCUCCCUCUUUACCAGCAGCAGCAGAGACGGGGAUUAGACCCUGUUACUGAGUUAGACUCAUCUAAGCCUCACUCAGGCACUAGAGAGUCCUUAGUGGGGAAGUCCUGCCCUCCUGCACAGUCUCAGCCUGCUGCCGACCGGAGAAAAAGUAACUCUCAACCACCCACAAAGUGUGGGAAGAACAGGGCGCUGAAUGCUGAAAAGAGCGUGGACAGUCUCAGGAGCCUGAGCACACGGAGUAGCGGGUCCACCGAGAGCUACUGCAGUGGGACCGACAGGGACACCAACAGUACCCUCAGCAGCUAUAAAAGUGAGCAGACCAGCUCCACUCACAUUGAGAGCAUCUUGUCUGAGCAUGAGGAAUCUCCUAAAGUGGGGGACAAGAGUGCCCAGAAAAGAGAGUGCGGUGCUGAGUCAGUGGAAGAGAGAAGCCAGGGGGCUGAUGACUUAAGGACUAGCAGUGACAAGACUGCCCCAGAGGGGAGCACACCUGCUGGGCCUCCUGAGGCCCCAGAUGCUCAGGCAUCUGAGGAGGUGCCUGAUCAGGUUGCUCCCAGCAGCUCUGCUUCAGAAGAUGCCAAUAAAAACCCCCAUGCGAAUGAGUUUACUGUCCCUGGGGACAGGCCACCUGAGCAAAGUGCAGAGAGCAAAGAGGAGCAGAGCGAGAAGCCCAGCCUUUCCACAGACUCCAAAGUUUGUAAAGAGGAUGGUGGGAAGCAGAAGGAGGGAGAUGUCCGACCCAAAUCCUCCAGCUUAAUCCAUCGGACAACUUCUGUCCACAAGCCAGGCAGGAGGCGCACAGGAAAGAAACGGGCCAGCAGUUUUGACUCCAGUCGCCAUAGGGACUAUGUGUCCUUUCGAGGAGUCUCUGGAACCAAGCCACACAGUGCUGUAUUUUGUCAUGAUGAGGACUCGAGUGAUCAAAGCGACUUGAGCAGAGCACCCAGUGUUCAUUCUGCUCACCAAUUCAGCAGCGACAGCUCUUCCAGUGCCACUUCUCAUUCCUGCCAGUCUCCUGAGGGCAAAUACAGUGCCCUCAAGACCAAACAUGGCCAUAAGGACCGAGGCACAGACUCAGACCACACACACAGAGCUCAUCCAGGCCCUGAGGGAACCGCCAAAAAGAGGGCCUCUCGGAGGACUUCCAGCACAAAUAGUGCCAAGACUCGGGCUCGGGUGCUGAGCUUGGACAGUGGCACUGUGGCCUGUUUGAAUGACUCAAGCAGGCUGCUGGCACCGGACAGUAUAAAGCCCUUAACCACUUCAAAGUCAGAUCUUGAGGCCAAAGAGGGAGAGGUGCUGGAUGAGCUGUCUUUACUGGGCCGGGCUUCCCAGUUAGAGACAGUCACACGGUCCAGGAAUAGUUUGCCAAGCCAGGUUGCAUUUCCUGAAGGGGACGAGCAAGAUGCAGCCAGUGGAGCAGCACAGGCCAGCGAGGAGGCAGUGGCCUUUCGCCGUGAACGCAGCACAUUUAGGCGCCAGGCAGUACGGCGCCGGCACAAUGCAGGGAGUAACCCUACCCCUCCUACCUUGCUCAUCGGAUCGCCCCUAAGCCUUCAAGAUGGUCAGCAAGGCCAGCAGUCCACAGCCCAGGUCAAAGUCCAGUCCCGCCCCCCAUCCCAGGCUGCAGUGCUCAGUGCUAGUGCCUCCUUGCUGGUGAGAAAAGGGAGUGUCCACUUAGACGCCUCACAUGACCAUGCAUCUGCUGUAGGCGGUAGCAGUUUGCACGAUGAACUUGGCAAGUUCUCGUCUACGCUCUAUGAGACGGGUGGUUGUGACAUGUCACUUGUGAAUUUCGAACCAGCAGCAAGAAGAGCAUCUAAUAUCUGUGAUACGGAUUCUCAUGUAUCAAGUUCUACCUCAGUUCGAUUUUAUCCUCAUGAUAUGCUUUCUCUCCCACAGAUUCGGUUGAAUAGACUGUUGACCAUUGACACAGAUCUGUUGGAACAGCAGGACAUUGACCUAAGCCCUGACUUGGCGGCCUCUUAUGGCCCCACAGAAGAAGCUGCCCAAAAAGUUAAGCACUAUUACCGCUUCUGGAUCCUGCCCCAGUUGUGGGUUGGCGUUAACUUUGACAGACUCACUCUGUUGGCGCUGUUUGACAGAAAUCGUGAGAUCCUGGAGAAUAUAUUAGCUGUUGUCCUGGCUAUUCUUGUGGCUUUUUUGGGAUCCAUCCUUCUCAUCCAAGGCUUCUUCAGAGACAUCUGGGUUUUCCAGUUCUGCCUUGUGAUAGCCAGCUGCCAAUACUCACUGCUCAAGAGUGUUCAGCCUGACUCUUCCUCUCCUAGACAUGGUCAUAAUCGGAUUAUUGCCUACAGUAGACCAGUUUACUUCUGUUUAUGUUGUGGUCUCAUUUGGCUCUUGGAUUAUGGCAGCAGAAACCUAACUACAAGCAAAUUCAAGUUAUAUGGAAUAACCUUCACCAAUCCGCUGGUGCUUCUGUCAGCCAGGGAUUUGGUUAUAGUGUUUACACUCUGUUUCCCAAUAGUAUUUUUCAUUGGUCUCCUGCCUCAGGUGAACACGUUUGUAAUGUACCUUUGUGAACAAUUGGAUAUCCAUAUCUUUGGUGGGAAUGCCACCACCAGCCUGCUGGCCGCACUGUACAGUUUCCUGUGCAGCAUUGUGGCCGUUGCCUUGCUGUAUGGGUUGUGCUACGGAGCUUUAAGGGACUCCUGGGAUGGCCAGCACAUUCCUGUGCUUUUCUCUGUCUUUUGUGGUUUGUUGGUGGCGGUGUCCUAUCACCUCAGCCGACAGAGCAGCGACCCAUCUGUGCUCUUCUCUUUGAUGCAGUCCAAGAUUUUUCCAAAAACCGACGAGAAGAACCCAGAAGACCCUCUGUCUGAAGUGAAAGACCCGCUGCCAGAGAAGCUUAGCAACUCUGUUAGUGAGCGCUUACAGUCUGACCUGGUUGUGUGCAUCAUUAUUGGUGUGCUGUAUUUCGCUAUUCAUGUGAGCACGGUGUUCACAGCAUUGCAGCCUGCUCUCAAGUAUGUGCUAUAUGCACUGGUUGGCGUUGUGGGACUCAUAACCCAUUAUGUGUUGCCUCAAGUAAGGAAGCAGCUACCAUGGCACUGCUUCUCUCGGCCUCUGCUGAAGACAGCCGAGCACAAUCAGUAUGAAGUGCGAAAUGCUGCCACCAUGAUGUGGUUCGAAAAACUUCAUGUGUGGCUUCUUUUUGUGGAGAAGAAUAUCAUCUAUCCACUGAUUGUCCUCAACGAGCUUAGCAGCAGUGCAGAGACAAUUGCCAGCCCAAAGAAACUAGACACAGAGUUGGGUGCUUUGAUGAUCACCAUCGCUGGCCUGAAGCUGCUGCGCUCUUCCUUCAGCAGCCCCACGUACCAGUACAUCACCGUCAUCUUCACUGUGCUCUUUUUCAAGUUUGACUAUGAAGCCUUCUCAGAGACGAUGCUGCUGGAUCUCUUCUUCAUGUCCAUCCUGUUCAGCAAGCUUUGGGAACUCCUCUAUAAACUGCAGUUCGUGUAUACCUAUGUUGCUCCCUGGCAGAUCACGUGGGGCUCUGCAUUCCAUGCUUUUGCUCAGCCCUUUGCGGUGCCCCACUCAGCUAUGCUGUUUGUUCAAGCAGUAGUGUCAGCCUUCUUCUCCACUCCACUAAACCCCUUCCUGGGGAGCGCCAUAUUCAUCACCUCCUAUGUUAGGCCUGUCAAGUUCUGGGAGAGAGACUACAACACAAAACGUGUAGACCAUUCAAAUACCAGGUUGGCUUCUCAGCUUGAUAGAAAUCCAGGAUCAGAUGACAACAAUCUAAAUUCUAUCUUCUAUGAACAUUUAACCAGAUCCCUGCAGCACAGUCUUUGUGGUGAUUUGCUGCUAGGACGCUGGGGAAACUAUAGUACUGGGGACUGUUUCAUCCUUGCCUCUGACUAUCUCAAUGCAUUAGUACACCUCAUAGAGAUAGGCAAUGGCCUGGUCACUUUCCAGCUGCGGGGACUUGAGUUCAGAGGGACCUACUGUCAGCAGCGGGAAGUGGAAGCCAUUACAGAAGGAGUAGAAGAAGACGAAGGGUUUUGCUGCUGUGAGCCUGGCCAUGUACCGCAUGUGCUUUCCUUUAAUGCUGCGUUUGGCCAGCGCUGGCUGGCAUGGGAAGUGGUUGUCACUAAGUACAUUCUGGAGGGCUACAGCAUCACUGACAACAGUGCUGCUUCCAUGCUUCAAGUCUUUGACCUUCGCCGAGUCCUUACCACCUAUUACGUCAAGGGUAUCAUUUAUUAUGUCACAACCUCCUCCAAGUUGGAGGAGUGGCUGGCUAAUGAGACAAUGCAGGAAGGAUUGCGUCUGUGUGCAGACCGCAACUAUGUUGACGUGGACCCAACUUUUAACCCAAACAUUGACGAGGACUAUGACCAUCGGCUGGCAGGCAUAUCUCGGGAGAGUUUCUGUGUGAUUUACCUCAACUGGAUAGAGUACUGCUCUUCCCGUAGAGCAAAGCCACUUGAUGUGGAUAAAGACUCGUCUCUGGUGACUCUUUGUUAUGGACUCUGCGUUCUCGGACGAAGAGCUUUGGGGACAGCCUCCCACCAUAUGUCCAGUAACCUGGAGUCCUUCCUCUAUGGAUUGCAUGCCCUGUUUAAAGGGGACUUCCGGAUUUCCUCAGUCCGAGACGAGUGGAUCUUUGCUGACAUGGAGCUUCUGAGAAAAGUUGUCGUGCCUGGAAUCCGUAUGUCCAUUAAACUCCAUCAGGAUCAUUUCACAUCCCCAGAUGAGUAUGAUGACCCCACUGUGCUCUACGAAGCCAUCGUGUCUCAUGAGAAGAACCUUGUGAUAGCCCACGAAGGGGACCCUGCAUGGCGGAGCGCAGUCCUUGCCAACUCUCCCUCCUUGUUGGCUCUACGGCAUGUCAUGGAUGACGGCACCAAUGAGUACAAGAUCAUCAUGCUCAACCGGCGGUACCUGAGCUUCAGGGUCAUUAAGGUGAAUAAGGAAUGUGUCCGAGGUCUCUGGGCAGGGCAGCAACAGGAGCUUGUUUUUCUCCGGAACCGGAACCCAGAGAGAGGCAGCAUCCAGAAUGCCAAGCAGGCACUGCGAAACAUGAUAAACUCAUCUUGUGAUCAGCCUAUUGGCUACCCAAUCUUCGUGUCGCCCCUCACAACAUCUUACUGUGACAGCCAUGACCAGCUCAAAGAAAUUCUUGGGGGACCAAUCAGCUUGGGAAACAUCUGGAACUUCAUAGUGUCCACCUGGCACAGGCUAAGGAAAGGCUGUGGAGCUGGCUGUAACAGUGGUGGCAAUAUUGAAGAUUCUGACACUGGAGGUGGGACUUCCUGUCCUGGUAACAGUGCAACCACUGCCAGUGAUCCCCACAACAAUGUGUCCCAAGGAAGUACUGGACACCCAGGACAGGGAGCAGGAUCUGGACUCCACCCGCCCACCACAUCAUAUCCUCCAACACUAGGCACUAGCCACAGCGCCCACUCCGUGCAGUGCAGUCUGGUCAGACAGUCACCUGCGCGCGCCUCCAUGGCCAGCCAGUCUUCCUACUGCUACAGCAGCCGCCAUUCAUCCCUCCGCAUGUCCACCUCGGGCUUUGUGCCCUGCCGGCGCUCCUCCACUAGCCAGAUAUCACUUCGGAACUUGCCGUCAUCGAUCCAAUCCCGCCUCUCCAUGGUGAACCAGAUGGAAGUUGCCAGCCAGGGGGGCAUGGGCUGUGUGCAGCACGGCCUGCCCUCCUCCAGCAGCUCCAGCCAGAGCAUCCCAGCCUGCAAGCAUCACACCCUAGUAGCCUUCCUGGGGGCAGAGGGCAGUCAGGGUGGUGCCACUGAGGCCCAGCCAGGCAACACCUCAAGUCCUGCCAACAUUUCACAUGCCAGAAAGGGGGAAGUGAUUUACAGAGUCCAGAUUGUGGAUCUUAGUCAGAUUCUGGAAGGGAUCAACGUGUCCAAAAGGAAAGAGCUGCAGUGGCCUGAUGAAGGCAUUCGGUUAAAAGCUGGGAGAAACAGCUGGAAAGACUGGAGUCCACAGGAGGGCAUGGAAGGCCAUGUGGUUCACCGAUGGGUGCCUUGCAGCCGAGACCCAAGUACACGGUCCCACAUCGACAAGACAGUGCUUCUUGUCCAGAUCGACGAUAAAUACGUGACUAUAAUUGAAACCGGGGUACUAGAACUGGGGGCAGAAGUGUGAACCUGCACUGCAUACCUGGGUUCCUUUCUCAACCCUUGGAGAGAAAGCAAGGUUGCAGAAGACCCACCUAUGGGGACCGAGUGCCUGCCCUUCGUAGCAGAGACUUGACCAGUGGCGUGGCUAAGCUUCUCUCCACCCUGACUCCUGUCACUGUCUUCAUCCCCAAAUAAAGCUGAAAUAUUUUUUUAAGUUAGCUGCAUGAAAGGCAAACUCUGUUGGAGCCUCUGGAGGGAAGGCGCUCUAUGCAUUUGUGCUUUAACCCAUGGACUCUUGUCUCUAACUCUAAACUCAUAUUUUUCUAAUUUCUUUGCCAAAAACAGUUGCCAUGGUUUUUGUUUUAGAAAAUGAAAUCCAUUGACCAUGAUUUUUGCAAACAAACCCAUGAAAAGCAUUUGGUUCGACAUAUAACAAUAUAAAGGUUUAAUGUACAGUGAGAAAGAUGAUGAAUAGACAUAGGUUUAUCUUAUUCCUUGAACACUAAAAACUUUAAUGAAAAAAACUGCACUAAUUUUUUACAGUGAUGCACUAAAUCUGAGAUUUCUCAGAACAUUUAUUUAUAUAUAAAAAUGAAAUACCAUUAUUUAAAUUGCCUUCAGGAUUAGCCCCUCCCUUUCCUGACACACAGCCAGCAGAACCUGCUGCUCCUUUUCUGUCAGUGCGCUGGACUCUGGAGGCACAGCUCCAUCCCUCACCUUUCCAGAGCUGGUGACCAGCGGAUCCACAUGGUGAAGACCAGUGCCAGCUGCCCUGUCAUGUCUCCCAUGUGCCACGCUUCUCCAGCCAGUGGCAGGCCCUGUCACAUCUCCCAUGUGCCACGCUUCUCCAGCCAGUGGCAGGCCCUGUUGAGGUUGCUUCUGGAAUAUGCUUUCGCUUUUCAAGAAGAAUAUGAAGGCCCAGGAAUUUAAGAAAGGAUCGGUUGCCUCUUAUUUGAAGAGUUCCUAGCUCUUGACAUUACUCACAGGAAGUUCAGUUUCACAAGUAAAAUUUUUUCAAACAGAAUUGUCUAUGUGGCUCCGUUCUUGACCUGCCAUCCAUAGCAGCUCUGCACUGCUUCCUUCCCGUUCUUUCUCUAUUACUUGAAUUAAUUUCCUGUAAUUUAUGGUGUAUAUCUGUCUUAAAAAUAUUUAUGACUGUGAAAUUGACUUAAUUCAUAUGUUGUCCCAUAAAUUUUAUUGGUUUUUUAAGGAGCAUGUAUUCAGGAAAAUAUGUACCUUGAAUUUAUAGUGUGGCUGCAGGCAGUCUGCAGUUUAGGGUUCAUUUGCAACUUUUUAAGCAUUUUUAAAUUUGUUUCAAGCUCCAAAGAAUGUGCCCCCCUCCUCUGAGCACCUGGGGCAGCUGUCUGUCUGUCUCCCCCUGGAUAGACAGUAGAGAACAGUAGGUCAGUUCAUUGUGAUGUCCCAUGAUUAUUCUGUCAAAGCUGUGACCAUUCCAGUGUGUGGCACUGGCCAGCUUAGUAGCUUCUGUGUCAGGCUACCCUGAUGUUGUAUCUUCUGAGGUGAAAGAGAACUGAUGAGGAUACAGGUAUCGGGGUGUGUCCAAACACUACAGGAAACCAGGAGAGCUAACAGCAGGUGAGAGGAUCCCUCUCCAGAUGGCUUCAGACCCUGUUUGUGUUUCCUUUUGUUAUUUUAAAGUUGGUGUUCAGAACCCAAUGUGCCUUGUAUUGAUGUUUCCAUAGACUUCAAACUUUGCUGACUUUAUCCUUUAAAAAUAUUUGUGAGAAGACUUACUGAAUCUUUACAAAAGGAGCCCUUUCUCUUUGUAAAUUGACCACUGUAAAGUGUAUUUUCCCACCACAGUUUCUCUAUUCCUGUCUCUUACGUGGGCAGUUCUAUGCUGGCUGAUGUGUUCAGUGGUCUGUCUGUGUUUAAAGCUUCCCAAAGGACUCAUGCUCCCUGCUGCAAAUGAGUCUGCCCUUGUCACGACAGUUCCUGGGUGACAAAGUAGUUUGCCUUCUAAGAUGGAAGAUCAUCCAUUUGCCAGAGAAAGAAGCAGAAGAUAAACUUCAGAUGACUUACUUGGUCAAAGGGUCAGAAUUCUACAUGUGCUGGUCUCCCUAAUAAUUGUUAGAUGCUAUAUGCUCUAAGAGUAAGAGUCUAUAUAUAAGACAGGGCUCUGGGUGGAGCGUGUGUACCAAGUCUUAGUUUGGGAGAGUUGGACACUCUCCUUGAAACAAGUUAUCUGUUACCGUAUGACUCCAUUAAAUUCAUAAGUUAGGAGCCCUCAAAGAAGUCUCGUCUUCAGUCUUUUAAUCUAAAACCAAUGACCUUUUUAAAAAAAGUACUACUUUUCUAAUUACAGCAGGGAAGAUAAUGAUAAUUAAGGAUUUGUGUUUUAAGAUUAAGUUUAUCAUGAUUUGUUUUUCUUUAAGUGCCCUCGUGAUUGAGGUUGUCUGCUUAGCCUUUCUCACUAAGAUGCAGAACUCUGGCAUGCUUUAGUCCUUUUAGUCCAUAAUUACUAAAAUUUCAGAGAUCCAUAAUUUUGCAAGUAAUUAAAAAACAACUUUGUAUCUCCUUAGAUGCAGCUGCAUGCUUGAAGUCUCUGUUCUUCUUUGAAUUUCUCCUUUAUCUUGCCCCAUUUUAGGAGGACAACUCUGGCAUGGCUUGUCUUCAUCUUCUUCAGUAAUCAAAAAACAACCUAUUUGUACCCUAAACUAAGCUCUUGGUGAAUCUUGAGCCCGUAUCUCGUUGGGAACUCCCUUUUUAUACCAUUUCCAAGUAGACUUUUUUGCUAACAAGCUUUCCUUUUUCCAUGAAUCUAGAUUAACACAUAGUGGUGCUGCUGGUGGAACUUGAGAGUGGAGAUGAGGCCAUAUGGAAGCUUUACAGGAAAGCGGUAGUUGCCUUUUAGGCAGCCAGUGAAGAGCUGUCCAGUGACUUUUCCCUGUCUCCAUCAGCAGGGGAGAAAACACCUCCAACAGAUUGCAGGUGUUUUGAAUUUUUUUCAAGUAUAUUGAUAAUACUUGAAAGUUCUUGAAGCAGAAGAUAAGAGACAAUAUAUAUUUCUCUCUUGAAAGGCACAUAAAAAUGACUCUGAGUACUGAAUGUUGAGCAGUGUGCGUGCACAUUCUUAUAGAGGAAACUGUAGCUCUCACUAAGAUCUCUUUCUGGAUUAGUUAAAAUUUAUCUUUCUAUCUCCUCUCAAAAUAUGCAAUAGAGCCUCACAUUUGAGCAAGAGUCAUACUGCCUCUUUACACCCUACAUAGUUUCCUACCAGCACCUUGCCUCAGCCUAGAGCCUCCCCUAUGAGUGUGUCCUGUGUCAGUCAUCAAAAUCUGGGUCUCUGGUAUUUGCCCCAGUGUCUAAAAUCAUCUCUUUUUAGGUAAAUUUCAGUCAUUCUUUGAGGUGUUUACUAGCUACUGAGGUAUAAACUGUUGUCCAGUGUAUUAAUUGCUUUCAUAUUUAAAGUGCUUUUUCAUUAGUAUAAGCAAAUUUAUUUCUGCAUUUUUGCCUUUAAGUCCUCAGUAUUCUUUCUCCCUCUCUUUAGUAGCUACCUAAAGUUACUUUAAGUCCUCAGUAUUCUUUCUCCCUCUCUUUAGUAGCUACCUAAAGUUACUUUAAGUCCUCAGUAUUCUUUCUUCCUCUCUUUAGUAGCUACCUAAAGUUAUUUCGGACACAGACCCACUGAACUUCUCCACAUGAGAUGAUACAUCUCUCCUAGAGGCGUUUUCUUAACUGCAAGGUGGAUGGAGACUGUCAGUUAAAGCUUUGAGUGGUGCAUGUUGUUGCUGGCCCUUCGACUCUGUAUCUCAGGCUUAGCUAGAUACUGAGAUUUACUGAUGAGACAAAGGAUGUAUAUUAGAUGCUGCAGUGUGUUUAGCUGGUAAGAAUUUUAUACAUAGGCGUUUUUUUAAGUAUUUGAAGACCAGCCGUUUUCUUGGUUUCUCUUUUCAGAUUAUCUAGUUGAUGAACACCCAGGCAGCCUCAUUUGGAAGUUGUCUCCUGUUCACAAGCUCUAAUCAGAAAGUAAUUGCUUAUCAAACAGGUCUGGAAAGAUCUAACCUUGCUUGAAUGCAGAGGUCUCUCUUCUGUGGUGCCUCACUUGCCAGAGUCCUCUGUCCAGAACUGUGUGGUGAGAAUUUCUCUUUCUUGCCUAGAAACUUGUUCUUUGUGAAUUGAGGCACAAGUUUAUCUGUAAGCUGAACAUCCCGAUGUGCCAUUUUGUGGACUCAGCAUCCAGGUGUCCAGGGAACUCAAGCUGAUGGUCACGCAGGGUUACACACAGCUGUUACGUCACUCUUGUACCUAUUAUAUAGGCUUUCCCUUUCCUUAUGCUUCAGCUCUGUACCUGAUAAUGUGUGGUUUGUUGGACCCAUAGAAGGGUGGGGGUCCUCUAACAGGUGGUUGAGGGUGAAUCUGUCACCUGCACAGCAGAUGUGGCUGCUCCAGGCGACUCUUGGGUUAGAUGUGCUUGUUACUGAACAAAAUUCUUUAUAUCCUAAGCUUGAGUCUGCAACCAAAGUGAUAGGAAUUGGGGGAGCUCUUUGGCUGUGCUUUCUUAAAACUGUGGUUUGAGUAAAUUGUCAACAUGGAUGAUAUUAGCCCUGUGCAAGCCUAGCAUUGAGUUCUGCAUGAGGAAAACGGAGAAGGAAUGUUAGAAAUGGUUGUGGGUGAGCAUGCCUGGAAGGAGAGUGGCUUUCCCUUUUCUUCUCGUGGGCUCUGAAAGGUCAUUGCCUUUACCAGCAUUCAGUAUACACCAGAGAUAAGGAUAUGUGUCCAUGCGCGUGUCUAUGAGUGUGCGUGUGAGUGUUACCGUAAACAGCUUGUAAAUACUGUAGUUGUUUAAAAUGGAAAAUAAAAGCUGAGAAGUCUUUUGACAUAUAUUGAUCAGAAAAAAAAUACAGUAUUGACCGUGGAUAAAAACAGGAAAUAAAUUUUUUUUCAUUUUGC